AUGCAUUUUAUAUUAAACCAAAAACAGCAACAACAACAGCGUCAGAGGAAACAACAGCAAUUGUUGUAUUUGCAGCAACAACGUCAACAUCGACAGGUACAAGAUGUUGAGGAAAUAACGCAAGAAGAACAGCAACAACAACAGAAACAUUUAUUAAACGACAAUGUUAAUGACAACAAAGAAAUUAUAAAAAAGAAUCUGGACUCUUCUUUUGUUACCGUUACUUCACCAGUUGAUGUUAUAACACCCGAACCUAGUUCUACACAUGCCUAUAUACCCUUCGAUUUGGACUAUAAUGAUCCAACUGAGGAAAAAGCUCUAAAAGAAUCCACUGCUCGUCAAUCUACUAUCAAUGAGGUUUUGACGAAUCUCUUUCCCAAAGGAUUUUCUGAUAUAUUUAGAUUUAGCUAUGCUGGCGAACAGGAAACCCCUAGUACCACCAGCACCACUACUACUACUACCGCAGCACCCAUAAGAGUAGUGAAAUCUACACCAACACCCUUCAAACCCAUGCCCUCCACCAAAACCAAGAAAAAGGAAAAGGCUGAAUUACCGCGUAAUGGCACUUUUAUUACCGUAUCCACUUCGGUGACCAGAGAAAUACGCCGAGAAAUAAGUCCUGGUCAUACCGAAAUAGUAGUGGAAAAAAUUAUUACCGAUCCCGGUUCCCUAAGAUCAAGUGAAGAGUUUAGAGAUGGCAGUAAUUCCAUAAGUAAGGAUGAAUUAUUAAGAAUUAAUAGAGCAGCCAAAGAAGCUUCUGUUUUACCCAGUCUUUUAGUUAAUCCUCAAAGCAAUAACAGUAAUAAUCUAACAGAUUCCAAAGCUCUCACACCCAUUGUUAUACUAAAUGAAAACUAUAAUAAUGAUGAUUUUGUAGAUGCCCCAGAAGAUGAUAAUCAAAUAGCUGAAACCCAGGAUGUAAUACAUCAAGUUGUACAAGCUCCCCCGGCCGAAAGCACGAAUUAUCACGUUACGCCCAAUCAUCAGUACAAUGUGCGCAUUAUACAUGACAAUACUUUAAAGAAUGCUCAAGAUAAUGAGCUGUCGCAUCCCACUCUGAGAAAUUCUCCAUCCUAUCAAACAUUUGUGGAGCAAAGUAAACAUUUGCAAAACUCUUUAAAUGAAGCACCUUCAAGGACAUUUUUGAAAAAUUUUCAAAAUCCCAUACUAUCGCAAAAUGUUCAUUCGGCUGCGGUAAAUAAAGGCAGUUUUCAUUAUGAGCAGUCACCACCACAAUCUCAUAUUCAAACUGUGCUGCCGGCUGCACAAGUGCAGUAUGCUCAAUAUCAGCAGCAGCAGCCACAAGCAGAAGCUUUACAGCAGCCGCCAUCACAAGCCGUACAAUACCAGCAACAACAGCAGCUGCAUACUCAGAUAACUGCCAGCGAUAAAGAUAUUUAUCAAAUUGAUUCAGAUCAACAUCAAUUGGAACAUGCCACAGAAGCUAAUAUAGUUUUUGUCACCAUUAACACUCCUAUUGCCCACAACGUACAGCAGACACCCAAACUGGUGCAAACAUAUUCCCAAGAGCCACAAAUUAUACCACCACAGCCCAUGAAAUCUCCUCAUGAAUUUGUAGCCGAUGCCAUGGCCCACAAUAACCAUGAAGCUCAACAGUUGGUGGUGGAUCAUCAGGCUCAACAAACGGAAAAUAAUCCUAAACCCAGUAAUGCGGGCUAUACUUAUGUGGAAGUACAAAAGUCCAUUAAUAUACACAAUAAAUUGAUUACCGAGAAAGAUGGACGUUUGAUAGAACAACAUGAGACCAUUUAUCCGCCGGAACAGAAAUACACCCACCAUAUUGAGCAACAACAGGAGCCUGUACAACCACAACCUUCGCCGGAUUAUGUAUCGCUUUCACAAAAUCCUAUACAUGUGGAACAAGAGGAAGAACACUACGAGUCAGCUGCUUCGCUAAAAGAAGAACAACAUACUCUGAAUCCUGCUCAAGAUUUGUCCGAUUUUGGCACUAUACAGCAGUCAAAUCUUGUACAAGAAACUCAUAUUAUAGAGACAGCACAGCAAGAUCAACAUGUGCCAGCCGAACAGGUGCAGUAUGAACAACAACAACAACAUGCUCAAGAGCAAAAUAAUCACGAACAAUACAAUCAACAUUAUGCCCAAGAACAGCAAGUACAAUAUCAACAACCUGCAAAUGAUCAUCAUACGCAAUAUGAUCAAUAUCAUGUCCAUGAACAGCAAGUACAAUAUCAACAACAACCGGAUAAUCAUCACCACCAGCAAUUGCACUAUCAGCAACUUGAUAAUAAUCAUCAACAUCAAGAAGCUUAUGCAACGCAUGAACAAGAUCAUCAAGCAGAAGAGGCACAACAUCAUAUAGAAGACGAGGAGGAAGGUGAUCAUAAAAUAGUCGAAGAACAACAGCUUAACGAAGAAGUUCAAUCUCAGCCGGCAAACGUAGCUUAUGGACCCACGGUACAAAUACCUUAUGCUUUACCCGAAAGAGAGUCCUAUCACCAACCUCAAAUUAUAGAGAAACAUAUACCCGUACCUUAUGGUGUACCAGAACCGGUGGGCAUACCAGUACACAUAGAACAUUAUAUAGACCGUCCUUUUCCUGUAGAAACCAUAGUGGAGAAACCUGUUCCCUAUCCGGUCGAAAAGGUAGUGGAAAAGUUUGUGGAGAAACAUGUGCCCAUAGAAGUGGAAAAGAUAGUGGAGAAACCGGUGGAAGUAAUAGUCAAGAAAUAUAUAGAUCGUCCCGUGGCAAUACCCAUAAAAAUACCGGUAGCUUUACAUUUACCUGCCUCUCCCCAUGGACCUCCGUUUGGUCAUUAUCCUCCCACUUUUGCUGGCGUUAGUUUGGAUCAUGCCUCCACUUGGCCUCAAACAGUUAAUGGCGGUAGCUUUAGUCGUAUACCCCAAAGUGUGGUUAAGGCUUAUUAUGCCAAAAUGUUGAAAAAACUAGUGCCUCAAAUGCAACAGGCCUACAAGAAUACACAUGCCACCAAAGCUGUGCCGAAAAUUACACCCAAACCUUUUGCCAAGCAAACUUACAAAAUAUCCGAUAUGUUAUAUGAUCUCAAGCCACCACCACCACGUCCUAAGGGGGCCACCUCUAGUUGGGAUGUGGGGGCUCGUUAUCAAUAUGACUACAAUACUUUGCCCAUAGACUUGUCUGCUUCCUCAUCUAUUGCAGUAGGCAAACAUAUGGAAAGGCCAGGUCAGGGUUAUAAAACUAACUUUGAUGAAUUUCAAAGAUGGCGUAAUGGCCACAGCUUAAAGAGAUCACCAGAUUUUGGUAGAAAUUUACAUGUGGAAUAUGGUUUUAAGCCACCCCUAGUACCCUCUGUAGAAAUUGAUGAUAAGGGGGUGCCCUUAAAGGCGGUGGCAGAUUUGACUAAAGGAAAAGAGGAGUAGAGAGAGAGAACAA
Messenger RNA from Lucilia sericata (common green bottle fly), 3394 nucleotides. Its product is annotated as myb-like protein P. The coding region runs from base 1 to 3381 and encodes 1126 amino acids. The record is from RefSeq and is a predicted model, not a curated record. Lineage: Eukaryota; Metazoa; Arthropoda; Insecta; Diptera; Calliphoridae. The transcript is spliced from 3 exons.